UGUAACUUAAAAAGAGUUUCCCCUCAAGGUAUGUCGUGUCCCUACCAAUGGAACACUCUAGAAGACUCCGCAAAACCCCGAGCUAAAUGCUUCUUUUGUUGCCAGACCUUUUUCUCCGUCUUCUCCAUCUUCAUGAUUGUCUUCACUGUUGUCCUCUUCCCCAUCAUCUUCCAAGACCUGGUAAACAGCCAAGUUGUCCUGACAAACGGGACCUUGAGUUUUGACCAGUGGCUGGCUCCCACUCCGGCAAUCUUCAAGAUAGUGACAGUCUACAACGUGACAAACCAAGCCAACGUGACAGCAGGUGGACAGCCCAUAUUGGAACCUAUAGGACCGUACUACUUCCGGGAGUACCGAGAAAGAGUUAACGUAGAGGAGGUGUACGAUCAGGAGCUGUGGUUCGGAGAGAAGAAAUGGUACGAGUUCGACUACAAUACUACUAACAACAACAGAACUAACGGCAGUGCUCCUCUGGAUCCCGUUAAAGAUUUGUUUACUACCUUUAACCUGGCCUACGUGGGAGUUGCUUAUAAUUUGACUAUCAGUGGGACUAAAGCUCAGAUUGCGGGAGCUGUUGCUAUGGCCAAGCUGGAGCACGAACAAACACUAUUCAUGACCAGGUCGGUGAAUGAUGUUGUAUUUGGCUACACUGACAAGUUCCUGACUAUUCUUAAAGUAGCAAUGCCGGACCUCAACGACAGAGUCCAGCUCUGUGCCAACAUGAGCGAACGAGACAUCAACUCCAUCAGCAAGAUCCGGACCGGACGAAAGAACAUCUCCCAGCUGGGUGAGUACACAGCGUGGCAGGGUUACAAAAAAUUACCUUACUGGAAGACAGAUGAAGCAGCCACGAUAAACGGCACAGAAGGGCUGUUCUUUGCACCAAACCUGGACAAGACUAAGUCCAUCACCACCUUCGUGGAUGAUCUCUUCAGAGCUAACCCUCUGGAGUUCGUUAAAGAGGAUGUUACCCUGACCCUGCCUACGUACAAGUACAAGAUACCCAAGUACGUAAUGAUGAACGCUACUAACAAUCCUCUGAACGAUGGGUUCUACGCGUACGGACCUGAUGGGUUGAUGAACCUAACAGCUGCGGUGAUGGCUCCUGUAUUUGCUUCUAAACCCUCCUUCCUGGACGCGGAACCCUGGCUACAGGACGAGAUAACAGGACUAGCACCAGCUGACGAGACCAUGGACACUAAUCUGUGGGUGGAACCGGUUACGGGUGCUCUGGUUAAAGCUAAGAAACAACUCCAAGCAAACAUGAUGAUAAUGAAACUACCUAUGUUCCCUCAUCUUGGUGACCUGAGGGAGAGUCCCAGGUUUGUUCCUAUCUCUAACAUCGUGGAGACGGGAGGCAUGGAUGAGGAUCUGGUCAACACAUUCAAAGCCAAAGUGUUCAAACCCAAGCAACAAUUCAUUAUUGUACUGUGGGUGUUGUUUGGGUUGUGUUGUUUGAUAGCCGGUGUGUUUGGCUACCUGAACUGUAGACACAUCAGGAAGAAUCAGAAGGGUUCCACCCUUCUGAUCCCUAAUGAGGGUAGUAAGCUUGGACCUGGAGGGAAGAGAGAUAGUUAUAAGGGCGUUUGAGGGGAGGCUGUGUUGACAAAUCUUGAAUGGUUUAUUAUUAUUGAUUUUUGUGUUCUGGCAUAUUCAGAAAUAAAGAGUGCAAGUAAAGACACAUGAUGAUUAUUUUUUUCCUACAUGUUGAUUUUCAGAGAUUUUUUUAUAAUAUUUGUUGAGUGUUGAUUAAUUUUUUACUUUGUUUGUUUGUUUGUAGCUCCGCACAUAUUUCGCAAUCAAGCUUAGUAUAACUGAUAGUUACACUCUUACUAUGUUCGUUGUUUGAAGUUGUGGAUUUCGCAAUCAA
Molecule: messenger RNA, 1870 nt
Organism: Bolinopsis microptera
Lineage: Eukaryota; Metazoa; Ctenophora; Tentaculata; Lobata; Bolinopsidae
Product: lysosome membrane protein 2-like
Exons: 2
Coding region: 31-1590 (519 amino acids)
Cellular component (GO): cytoplasm; membrane
Molecular function (GO): scavenger receptor activity
Source: RefSeq, a predicted model, not a curated record